Molecule: messenger RNA, 393 nt
Organism: Aspergillus ochraceoroseus IBT 24754
Lineage: Eukaryota; Fungi; Ascomycota; Eurotiomycetes; Eurotiales; Aspergillaceae
Exons: 4
Coding region: 1-393 (130 amino acids)
Source: RefSeq, a predicted model, not a curated record
AUGGAUCGGUUCGAUUCCAUUCGCAGGCAAUUACCGUCCAUGAUUAUUGAGACUCCAAGUCACCAGACGUGUGUGAUAUUCGAGUGGAUGCUCUACCCAUAUAAAUCGAAUCCGUACCCUUUGGCUCUCCUGAUUAUUUUCGUCCAGUGGAUCGCGUCAGUAGCGGCGGCAGCGAGAAUUCUUGUCGUCUGGAGAGGAGACGACUAUGGCUUCAUCCAGGUUCGGAGAAAGUUUGCGCCAGAAUACUGGCGUAACCGUCAGGUUCGGUUUUGUAUCGCGCGCAACAAUUACAUACAGAAGUACCUGGAUGAAGCGUCGUCUAUGUACCGGUAUGCUCUCCAUUUCCAAGUGGUGAAGUCACUGUGCAGCGAACUUCUCCUGGCUGGGGCUUAA